AGGAUGGAGAAGACUUCCGGUUGGUUCCUCCGGUGUGAAGGAUGCAGCAGCGCGCGCGCUCAAGCAGAACCGAGCUGCAGCUGCGCGCGCGCUGUGAUGGAGCAGGAAGCGCGGAUUAAAGGGAAGUGAUGACUGACAGCGCAGGAAGUCGAGUGUGCGUUCUGUACUUGUCGGAGUUAAGAUUUUUGAUGAUUUAACCGGAAUGAUGUGUGAAGCAGCUCCACCGCGCGCGCCCUUUAUUUUCUUCGUCUUUUUUCAUUUCCCGGUUUGAUCUCUUUUUCCUUUUAGCUUUUUUAAAAUAAGGUUUUUUUAACAUGUUAUAAUAAAAACUAUUAUAAACUGAACCCCUUUAUUUAGAAAUGCAUGUGAGAUGGAAGCCGGGCCGCGCGGUUCCGGUAGCCGCGCUCGCGCUCCUCAUCAUCCUCGCCUUUGCGCACUCGCGGCUGCGGAACGGAAACGUGAGCGCGCGCGCCGACAAGCCACCAUCCUCCUCCUCCUCCUCCUCCUCUCUGAUGAGCGCGCGGGGACAGCGGCGUGUCCGGCUCGAGGACGUGUUCAUCGCGGUAAAGACCACGCGACACUUCCACCGAAACCGCCUCGCGCUCCUGCUCGAUACCUGGAUCUCCAACAUCAAAGAGCACAGGAAACUCAUCAGAGAGGAAGUUACAUCAACAGGAAGUCGAACAAUACGUAUAUCUUCACAGAUACCAGAGAUGACGAGAUCGGCUCUAGAGGUUUUAACCUCAUUGUCACCAGUUGUUCACCUGAACACACUCAUGAGGCUCUCUCCUGUAAGAUGGCCUCUGAGUAUGACCACUUCAUGGCCUCUGAUAAACAGUGGCUGUGCCACGUUGAUGAUGAUAACUACCUGAAUCCAGGUGCGCUGCUGUCUCUCCUCUCUGAAUUCUCAUUGGACAGAGAUGUGUACGUGGGUAAACCCAGUUUGGAUCGACCAAUCAAGGCCCAGGAGCUGCUGCCUAGCAACAAGACACGUGAUGUGCAGUUCUGGUUCGCAACAGGAGGGGCGGGGUUCUGUCUCAACAGGAAGUUAGCAGAGAAGAUGGCUCCAUGGGCGAGCGGGUCCAGGUUAGAACACACCUCGGCUGUAAUCAGACUUCCUGAUGACUGUGUGAUUGGUUUCAUUGUUGAGAGGCAACUGGGCGUGUCCAUGAUCCACAGUGACCUGUUCCACUCUCACCUGGAGAACCUUCUGCUGCUCUCACCUGCACAGAUCCUCACACAGGUUACUCUGAGCUAUGGCCUGUUGGAGAAUAAAAUGAACAGUGUGGGACUCAAGGGAAGUUUCAGCACAGAGGAGGAUCCAUCCAGGUUUAAAACACUGCACUGUUUCUUGUACCCUCUGACGAGCUGGUGUCCACGAGCAUGAAAACAUCUCACAUACUCGUACACACUGAGGACAUGCCCAAUGCAUGCCUGUGUCCCCAUGUAACUGUCCCCAUGUCCAUGUGCCAUAAUGUCUAUGUAUCCAUGUGUUCCUUUGAUCCCAUGUCCAUGUGUCACUGUGUCCAUGUGUCGUGUCACCAUGUCCCAAUGUAACUGUGUCAUCAUGGCUAUGUUUUACUGUCACGGUGUCCCUGUUUAACUUUGUCCCUGUGUCAUUGUGUCCAUGUGUUCCCGUUUCACUGAAUCAUCACUGAGGAAAAGGCAAGAGAACACCAUGAGGUUAUUUGCACCUUAUUAGACUUUUUCUUAUGGCGCUAAACUCUCUUGGUGUCAUGUCCCCUGUCUCAAUGGAUCUGGAGCUCAUGUGGAUGUUCUUCAGUUCCAGCUUGAAAUGUUUUUGAAUUGGAUCUGACCUUUUCACACUCCUGGCUGGCUUGCCAACUGUCUCUGAUGUGUAAAGGGUUAUAAAUGAACAGCUUAACAUUGAUUUCAUUAGAAAAUCUUCCAGGAAUGUGUGGGUCAGAGGUCAGAGUAUCUCAGGCUUGUAAUCUCAUCCAUAAUUUAUCUCCACAUUUUCCCAUGAAUCUCCAGUUCUACUGGGAGAUCCUCUUCAUGUACGCUAGAAGAACAAGAAAACACAUCCAAACAAAUGUUUAAUGAUCCCAGAUUAUUCAGCCUGAGUGUAAAAAUGUUCUUAAACACAGAGUAGGUCCUGGUUCCUUAUUCCUGCUUUAACUAUUUGAUUUGUUUACAGUGUAGAUUAUUUUUACAUUUAUUCUAGUCUGUCGAAGUGCUCAGUGUCCUCACAGAAAGCACUUAAAGGUGUGUGUGUGUGUGUGUGUGUGUGUGUGAGAGAGAGAGAGAGAAUUUUACUUCUUUUCUUCAGACAGUUUACACUGGAAUAACAAUAAAACCCCUCAUUUAGUUUAAACAGGAACACACACAGGUGUGUGUCAAGUACAACCCCGAUUCCAAAAAAGUUGGGACAAAGUACAAAUUGUAAAUAAAAACGGAAUGCAAUAAUUUACAAAUCUCAAAAACUGAUAUUGUAUUCACAAUAGAGCAUAGACAACAUAUCAAAUGUCGAAAGUGAGACAUUUUGAAAUUUCAUGACAGCAACACAUCUCAAAAAAGUUGG
Neoarius graeffei (lesser salmon catfish) is the source of this 2542-nucleotide messenger RNA. RefSeq names its product MFNG O-fucosylpeptide 3-beta-N-acetylglucosaminyltransferase (gene mfng). The record is from RefSeq and is a predicted model, not a curated record. The coding region runs from base 371 to 1387 and encodes 338 amino acids. Lineage: Eukaryota; Metazoa; Chordata; Actinopteri; Siluriformes; Ariidae. Gene Ontology annotation, cellular component: membrane. Gene Ontology annotation, biological process: regulation of Notch signaling pathway. Gene Ontology annotation, molecular function: O-fucosylpeptide 3-beta-N-acetylglucosaminyltransferase activity. The transcript has 9 exons.